AUGGACGUAGAGGAGACCCAAACCACCUCCAACACCAUAAGGUCCGAAAUCGCUAUACCCAAAGCGUCGGCUGCACCCGUUGCCGCUCUAAGGACCAGGGUUAUGCGACCACCGGAGAUAAGGGAAGAGCAGCUAUUGGAGCCACAGGGGCCUGCAUAUUGCAGCCUGUGCCAUCGCCCGCACGCCCUGAAACGAUGUACCAUUUUUAAGAGCAUGAAGCCCGCUCAACGAAAACAGGUUGCAAGAGCCCAUGGGCAUUGCAUGACCUGCCUGGCAGAUGACCACGCCACCAUAGAGUGCUGGGCCGACGGCGCCUGUCUAUAUUGCCAGAGGCCCCAUCACACUCUAUUUCAUCGUUUUCCCCGCCGAGCCAAUCCGUCGGAAAGUAGCACCAACACCCGUACCAGACCACGCAGCGAUGCUAUCCGGCGACGACGAAGCAGCCAAUCAACCACAACACGUACACGGCCAUCUCCGCCACGCCACGCUCAUCGUCAGCAACAACGACGCUCAACAGGGUUGAGCGCUGUACUAAACACACUGCAACAGCUGCAGAGGCUCCUAGCCGAUUAA
This is a messenger RNA of Bactrocera tryoni, 573 nucleotides long. RefSeq lists its product as uncharacterized. The transcript has a single exon. The record is from RefSeq and is a predicted model, not a curated record. NCBI's taxonomy places the organism in Eukaryota, Metazoa, Arthropoda, Insecta, Diptera, Tephritidae. Bases 1 to 573 code for a protein of 190 amino acids.